AUGUCUCAAAAACAGUACCCUUCCAUGAACCGUGCGGCCACUGAGCGUGGUUUGGCUUCCUCUACAUCCAAGGGCACUGGGCAUGUGGCGGGCGACAACACUGGGCAACCGUCUCUCGUUUCUGACGCAGCCGACAAGGUCGCUGCGGAGAAACGACCUACGGGCGAACCCAUCACCUCUUCUGGUCCCUCGACCGCUAAGCCAAUACCUCGUAACUUGCGUUUUACCAAAAAAAAGCCAACGCCAUCCAACGCCGGUACUUCGUCAGGUUCAGCUAUCCAGCCCAGCCCCUCCCAUCCGCCAGCGGUUGUCCCGGACGCCCCUGGUCAUGGGUUCGGUGGUGGAGAGCCGCGAUUCUCAUUGCCAGAACGACCUGGGUGGAUCAUCGUCGAAUUUGAAGGCAGCACUCCAGUGCCUUUGACGCCUUCAGAACGGUAUCCAGUUCUCGAUCCUUUCAAUUACGACCGUGUUUCUGGUCAUCUACGGCGCACUACUGUACGUUGGCUGCGGGAUCAGUGGCCCAUGACCGAAUCUCGACUCAAACGUCUUGAGGAUGUCAUCAAAGAGGAUAAUGAACUUUUCGCGUCUGUCGACGUAUACUGUGUUAUACAUUGGCGACUAGUCGCAUCAAACAGUAUGAAGGCAAAAGCCUAUCAUUUUCAGGGGUAUCCAGAAGGUUUUUCGGCUGCGGAUCCAUACGAUCGGCAAGGCACUCUCCCCCUCUACGACGGUCAUUCAUGGGGAUACCCCAGGAUUGAUCCAAGUGACAUUGUGGAGAACCCCACCAUUUAUCGUUUAAGCCGUCCUCACUAUCCCUACCUCACCCGCUAUGCCAAUGACCCCCCCUCGAUUACCACAAGGCUUGUCAAUUGGUUCGAGGUCGUCUACGAGUUAUACUUGGCCUGGAACCACCUUGCGUGUUGUAUUCAUAUUGUCCCCUUCAGGCCUUCCUGGUCUUCCCCGUCCCAUCAAUUUGCGUCCCUUUAUCCCUUCUAUCCCCAACAAACAGGCCAUAACCCUGAUCCUCUCGUUCUUGCAGACUUCUGCCGUGGCGUGUAUGAGAUGAGAGCCUGGUGCACGUAUGCUAUGUUCACCAUGGUUGACGUAAUCCAUCAAUCCAUCCGCCGGCCACUGUUGCAUCAUCCAGUUGAUGAAAACAUGAUGGGCGCUACUUUCUUCGAUGACCUUGAUUUGUCCGAUAGUAAUAUAUCGACUCUUCAUCGUCACGGUGUCCCUAUUUUUCAGGUACGGGUAUGGGACGGUCCACGAACAACAGAAAGACCUCAGAUAACCGCACACGUCGCGACAAGCCGCCCAGUCAGGGUGGAGCAACAUGUUCGAGUAAAUCUCUUCUUUGAGGAAAGCGCGUCGAGCAUCCUUCGGGCUUUCCCCUGGAUAGUCCAUCCACUGACAGAGGCGAAUAUGAAGCAAAGUCUUGUGUGGAUUGUUGCGGACGAGCUGGGCCUGUCUAAACCCCCUCGGCCGAUUGCCCUCCCCCAAUGUACGUCCACUGUGCUCCAAAAGCACUUUGGCAGAGGUGUUAAUAUCGAGGCUGUUGCCAAGUCGGAGGCGGUCCACCAACCAAGAGGUUUCCACGCUCAGCCUGAUCCUCGUCCCUCUGCUCCUCCGCAUUUCCCUCCUCCACCUCUGCCCCCCUUGAUCGUAGGCCACACAACCUCACGACUACAAUCCCAGCAUCCCCUUGAUCGUCGUCACCAGUCCACCCACGUUCUCCCCCCUGUUGCACCCCCCGUUGCAGCGCCUUCCACUUCAAGUGCGCCUCCAAUUCCCGACAGCUCAGGCAGCUCGGAUAGUGGAUGUGAAUUGGAUAUAAGCACAACCAUGGUGAUGCAGCGGAAGUAUCCCCAACAGCAGGGUGAAAGCAGGCGGGCCUAUUCGAGGCGAAUUUAUAAGGAACUUCAGCGGGUGAAGGAAACACUCGAUCAUCCAGAGGGGCGAUUAUUGAUAGCUGGCGCAUACCUUGGGAGCGAGAUCUGUUUGAAGCGGAUAUCGGAGGAACAAGCCAAGCCAGCACUGGGUAACAAGGCUGGCAGAGGGGUGCGGACAUCCACUCUACGUCUGUAUCUUGACAAGUUGUGGCCCAAUUCACAGCGACGAGCGAUGAUGUCCGAAACCGAGCUCCAACAGCGUCGGAAGGAUAGUUUAACUAUUCUUCGAGACUCAGGAACAUCCUUUGAGGAUCUGCCCCCAGGCGUUCUGUCUGAGCUUGCUGUCUCACGACCGGCUGUGAUGGACGUUGAUCCACCUAGUACGAUGAGGCCUGUGGGACCACUAGCGUCAACGUCUGUGGGCCUUGUUGAGCCUCAGUUGUCAAGCGAGGUCCAGGCAGGCGGUACUGUUGAGAGGCCUCGGACGCCACCAUCUCACCUCAUGAAGCGCUCUUGGUCUACAGUUCAAUCGCCUACAUCGCCCCCUCCACGGAGGCCUGCCCCGUGUCGCUCGGUGUCACCUGCUCGUGGAUCUUCAUCUCAUCCUGUGCAUCAGGUGUCUCGACAACACCAUUCCCAUUCGCGUUUGCAUUCCCGUUCUUGUUCCCUCUCCCCCUUCGCAUCCCCUCUUCCCGUCAUCGUUCCCGUUCCCGUUCCCGUUCAUGUUCCCGUCGUAGUUCUCGUUCCCAUUCCUGUUCCCAUUCCCGUUCCCGUCACCGUUCUCAUUCUCGUUCCCGUCGUCGUUCUCAUUCUCGUUCCCGUCGUCGUUCUCAUUCUCGUUCCCAUCGUCGUCGUUCCCGUCGUCGUUCUCGUUCCCGUUCCCCUUUCCGAUGGCUCUCAGUCUCGUGCCCACCCACUUUCUAGCCCCCGACUCCACAGCACUCCAGUGCAGCAUCUACAAGAACAGCAAGUCGUUGGUGGCUCGCUUACUUCGACCCCGUUUGUGCGGAUUCCCGCACACAAGUGGUUCAAGGUUGAAGUAUCCACUCAAUGUUGGGAUGCAACACUGCCGCAUCACCUCGUGCCAGCAAACCUCGCUGCCCAGUAUCGGUCGCGUGGUGUUUGGGGUGUUAAAGCGAACAUGCUCAGAUCUUCCUUGAGGAAGGAUCUCAAGGGCAAUAAUGUCGCUCAUGCAUGGAGACAUACGUUCUUGCUGAAGGAAUUGAAUUUCGUGGAUUCCUUCAAGCAGUUUAUUUUCACCACGGGCCAUUUUUUCGAUGAUCACACCACCAGCAUGCUUCUCUCGAAUUUGAAGGGGAUUGCGGCUUUCGCCUCCGCUGACGACCUAGUGUACAUCUCAUGUGUCUAUGAGCAUGCUAUCAACGAAUACGAGCAAGCUCUACUUCGUCAAUUGGCCCCUCCUCCUCUUCAUCAUGACAUCAUCCCUGACGUUGUCCUGGACUAUUGGAGCUACCCACCAAUCCCUGCGAGUCCUCACCAGGUCCUCCAGAAGCGAACGCUUCAAUGUUACACAUUCUCAACGUCGUGGCUUUCAGAGCGCAUUGCCUCGUUGCCAAGUGAACAGCGGACGAUUCAGCUCAGGCGUUUCGAGAUGAUCUGUUGCGCUAUCUUGCUGUACUACAGCGCUGGCAUUGAUCGCAAUGCAUAUGGUGGUAUCAACUUCGUGGCGGAAAUUUGGCCGGUUCAAGGUGGUGAAAUGAAUGUUUUCAUUCGCCGAAUUGCUGCAUGGGCAAGGGAGAAACAUGCAGAAGUUACUAUCAGCAGUCGUGGAUCAGAGAAAGAGGAGCUUCGAUUCAAAAAGGGAAUGUGGACUUUGCAGAUAGACGCUGAUCGCUCUGUUGGCGAGUUCCUGAGGCCUCUGAGCAAGUAA
This is a messenger RNA of Cantharellus anzutake, 3780 nucleotides long. RefSeq lists its product as uncharacterized. Bases 1 to 3780 code for a protein of 1259 amino acids. The transcript has 5 exons. Lineage: Eukaryota; Fungi; Basidiomycota; Agaricomycetes; Cantharellales; Hydnaceae. The record is from RefSeq and is a predicted model, not a curated record.